This is a messenger RNA of Paraglomus brasilianum, 615 nucleotides long. The record is from the annotation of a GenBank genome assembly. NCBI's taxonomy places the organism in Eukaryota, Fungi, Glomeromycota, Glomeromycetes, Paraglomerales, Paraglomeraceae.
AUGAGUUCAUCGCGGGAGAAUCCAUUAUGCUUCUCAAGAUAUGAUUUGACAACCGAUGUGAAACGCUCUAUGGUGGCCCCCCCGCCCAUAAAGAGCCUAAUCAGAAAGGUGUCAAUAGACAGUUGGCAUAUUAGAACAGAAGGAGUUUGUGGAUGGUAUACGUACAUUGUAUAUCAAAUCUCGACAGUAUAUCAAACGCCGAAUGGACCACUUUGCAACACCGUAUCAUAUAAACGAUACUCGGCAUUCGCUCGGCUAUACAAUACAUUAGCUGAUAGAUACGGAUGGCAAAAUGGUAGUUUAUUAAAGGAAUUUGUAGUGGGUAAUACAAAAGAACCGUUCAUUCAGCGACGAAAAGAAGAGUUAGAGUCAUUCCUCAAUUACCUCAUUGAAUGGAGAGAUAAUGACUUGGAUAUUGUGACGUUUCUUGGCAUUAGUGCAGAUGCAAUAAUUAAAGAACAUAAACAACGAUCCGAGAAACAGAGGCAAGACAAAAGUAUUCUAGUCGACAAAGACCGAUUUCGCGUUAAACGAUCUAGAUCUGUAAGGUGGAGUGAUCAAUCAUUCGAAGAGGAGUGGAAGGUUGCCAACAGCAAUCAAACAAGUCAGUUUUGA